Trametes versicolor FP-101664 SS1 is the source of this 1242-nucleotide messenger RNA. RefSeq lists its product as uncharacterized. Lineage: Eukaryota; Fungi; Basidiomycota; Agaricomycetes; Polyporales; Polyporaceae. Gene Ontology annotation, molecular function: oxidoreductase activity, acting on NAD(P)H. Bases 1 to 1242 code for a protein of 413 amino acids. The record is from RefSeq and is a predicted model, not a curated record. The transcript is spliced from 5 exons.
AUGCGCCUGCCGCGGAAACCCAUACACAGCGCUCAACCAGCAGGAAGCCGGCCAUCCAAACUCCACCGCAAGGCGAGCCUAGUGCCGGGUAUAGCAAUUGUAUUUAAGCUACGAAGUAGCCAUGUCCUCCUGAACGACAACCCGGCGCACUACUUCCAGUACGAUGUCUACGACGACUCAGAAAGCACUCCUAAUGCCCACCCCGGCGGUUUGUACACCGUUGGCGAAGUAGAAGUCCCCCACCCUGGCCCCAACGACGUUCUGGUCAAAAUCCAUGUGGCCGCACUGAACCCUGGCGAUUGGAAGGUCACCCUUCCGGAAUACAUGUCCCUCGGCUGGGGCCCUGGCUAUCCAUUUACCCCAGGCACCGACGGUGCGGGUGUAGUCGUCGAGGUCGGCGCCGAGGUCUCGAACUUCAAGAAGGGCGACCGCGUGCUCUUCCAAGGAUGCCGGGCGAAGAGCGGGUUCACCACGUUCCAGGAGCACAGCCUCGUUCGCGCACCGCUCCUCGCAAAGAUCCCCGACGGCAUCAGCUUUGACGCCGCGGCGACUGUCCCCUCAGGCCUGGGAAGCGUCGUGCUCGCGCUGUACAACCAGGAGAGCGAGCAAGAAAGCCUUGGCCUGAAGCCGUUCUGGAGCGAAGGUGGAAGCAUCGCCUAUGCCGGGAAACCCAUCUUCAUCCUCGGCGGCGCGACCUGCCUCGGGCAGUAUGCCAUUCAGCUCGCGAAGCUCUCCGGGUUCAGCCCGAUCAUCACCACCGCGUCCGCGCGCAACACCGCGCUGCUCACUUCUCUUGGUGCAACGCACGUCGUCGACCGCACGCACGCCGCGGAGACGAUCCUGGAAGACCUGCCGACGCUGACCGGCGAUAAGGCCAUCGACGUGGUCUUCGAUGCCGUCUCGGACACCAACACGCAGGCCCUCGCGUACAGGGCCCUCGGACCCGGAGGCAUAGGGCUCAUGGUCGUUUUGCCCGACGCCAUUCCGGCGGAGCUGAAGAAAGACGGGCCGCAGAAGCGCGUCGCGAUGGUGCGCGGGAGUUUGUACCAAACGCACACGCACGCGAUUGCGGUGGAGAUGUUCGAGCGGGUAACAAGUUGGCUCGAGGAGGGGCUUAUUAAGCCAAAUGAGUUCGAGGUCUUGCCAAAUGGACUCGCGGGCAUAACUGCGGGGCUGGAGCGGCUGAAGAGCGGAGCGGUCAGCGCUAAGAAGCUCGUCGUGCGCCCGCAGGAAACUCCUUAA